GUCCGGCUUCAGCCGGCGGAGCGGAGGGGACGUCCUGCUCGGGGCCCGGAGGGGGGGGGCUGGGGCGAUGGACGAGCUGCUGCUGCCCACGGCCGUGCUGGAAGUCUGCAUCUUGGUCGGGGUCUCCCGGGAGAAAGCCAGAGACGCGCGUCAGCUUGCACAACAAAAGGACGUGAGAACCAUCCCACUCGAACCGGAAGUUCUCUCCGUUUUUGUACCUCCGUUUAUCAGCAAGGAAGAUUUGCAAGCUCUUCCUCUAAAUAGCAACGCACUCAAUAAAACCAAACGCCGUUCUUUCCGGAAAAGGAAAGAUAAAUUUAAGACGGAGGAGGCAAAAGCUGUGAACGGAGCCCCCAAAACACCUGAGGAUGAAGACAUCACUGUCCCCAAAGAUGUCGACCUGAAUGGACUGCCUCAGCUUUGCUUUCCAGGAGGAUUUUAUAUCACGGGACAAUCGAGGGAGAACCAUUUUCACUUUCUCGUUUUCACAGAUGUCUUUGGAAACCGAACGUAUGGAGUUGUGGCCCAGUAUUACCAGCCUAUGCAAGAGGGACGCCUUUACAAUGGGCAGGCACAUUGGGAUAACCUUCAAAGCUCCAGAGCCGAUUCGUACUUCGUACCGUUUGCUGUUUGUGUCAUAUCCAAGUACCCAUAUUUCAACGCCCUGAAGGACUGUUUGUCUUGUUUGUUGCUACGUCUUAAGCCUUGCAAAGAUUCAGAGAUCGAGGAACAAAUAAAAGAAUUUGCAGCAAAAUUAUCCCUGAUACCCAGUUCUCCUCCUGGGCAGCUUCAUCUGCUAUUCAAUAUGAAGCCUCUCCAAGUCGUAUUUCCAUCUCAGGAAGAUCCUGACAGCCCUCUUAUUGAUUUGGAUCUACAUCUUCCCUUCCUUUGCUUCAAGCCGGAACAGAUUUUACAGAUACUUACUUGUAUUUUAACUGAACGGAAAAUUGUCUUCUUCUGCUCGGACUGGGCAUUGCUGACUCUUGUAUCCGAAUGCUUCAUGUUGUACAUCCAUCCUCUUCAGUGGCAACACACGUUUGUACCAAUCCUCUCCCAUCAGAUGUUGGAUUUUGUCAUGGCACCCACCUCCUUCCUGAUGGGCUGUCACAUCGACCACUUUGCGGAAGUUUGCAAGGAAGCCGACGACUUAAUUCUAAUCAACAUCGAUUCUGGCGAUAUCGCUCAAUCCAAGUCCUCUGAAGAGGAAACCGACAUUCCAGAUGUCCCAGCAGAAGCAGCCAGGGUUUUUAUAACACGAUCUGAAAACCUUCAGCUGCACUAUGACCUUGAACUCUGCCAUCUGGGAACCUCCACGGACUUCUUCGAAAUACAAGGCCGACGGAGAACUUGGCAACACAAGCUGAAUUCUGAAAUUCAACAGAUUACUCUGCAGUUAAUCGUCAAUAUGUUUAGGGAGGUGAAAGACCAUUUGAACUAUGAACACCGAGUAUUUAACAGUGAAGAAUUCUUAAAGACAAGAGCAAUAAACGAUCAGCCGUUUUACAGAAAGGUGCUGGAAACGUAUAUGUUCCACUCUUUUCUCAAAGCCCGCCUUAACGGAAGGAUGGAUGCUUUUGCUUACCUAGAGCAAAGCACCCAGAAUGAAGAAGACAGAUUCAACUUCCUGGUUGGUAACCCGAGAAGGCUGACGAUGGAGAAGAUGAUCUCUAAAAGGUUUAAUCCUCAGUACAUGCUCAGCAGGCGCAUGGGGGUGAGCCUUCCUGAUCUGCACAACAUUAAGCCAAGCGACAGCCCGAUGAGGAAUUUAUCCCUCCGAAGCGUAGACGUUACACAAGCUAAAAGAUCGAUUUCGAAACCCACCAGCACUUUCAAGAUCCCAGAUAUCCAUUUCCCACUGCUGGGUCAGAGCGUCCAGUCCUAUUACGUCGACUUGGGUAACCAUCUCAGCAGAGCUAUCCAAAUUUUGUCCCCGGAGAACUCUGCGCUUCUAGCGAGGUAUUUCUACCUUCGGGGACUUGUCAACCUGAUGCAAAGAAAAUUCCUCAAUGCACUUUCGGAUUUCCAAAACCUGUACAAGACGGACAUCCGGAUAUUCCCUACAGACCUUGUGAGAAAAAUGAUCGAGAAUCUCCCACCCCUGGAUCGCUCUCAGGCAGAUCAGAAACCCGAACUGAAGAGGUUGAUCAGUCACCUGCUGGAUAAACAACGAGAGGUCACUAAAGCCGAUGACCACGUGAAGAAAUUUGCGUUGCCCAAAACUCACAUGCAGGUGAAUGACUUUGUGAAGCGUAUCCAGGAAUCUGGGAUUGUCAAAGAUACAGACACGAUCCAUCGGUUGUUCGAUGCGUUAACCGUAGGUAAGGGGCAAAAACAAAAGAACCCGGAAACCUUUAAAGACUUUUAUACCUACUGGAAGGAAACAGAAGCAGAAGCUCAGGACGUCAACCUGCCGCCGAGCGUCAUAGAACACCUGGACAAAAACGAGUGUGUUUACAAGUUGUCCAACUCAGUCAAAACCAACAAAGGAGUCGGCAAAAUCGCAUUGACGCCGAAACGCCUGUUUCUGUUGAUGGGAGGAGCUUGUCCCGGCUAUCAAGAUAUCGCCACAUUCAGAGAUAUAGAGGAAGUGAGAAAUACCACCGUCACUUUUCUUCUCCUCAAGAUUCCCACCUUGAAGAUAAGAGUCAAGUACAAAAAGGAUGUUUUUGAAGCAAAUCUGAAGUCCGAGUGCGACCUUUGGCACUUGAUGGUGAAAGAGAUGUGCGCUGGGAAGAAGAUGGCAGACGAUCACAAGGAUCCACAGUACCUUCAACAAGCCCUCACCAACGUUCUUCUGAUGGACGCGGUAGUGGGUUCUCUGCAGUCCUCCAAAAUAAUCUACGCAGCUUCGAAGCUGUCUUACUUUGACAGGAUGAAGAACGAAGUGCCCAUGAUGGUCCCCAAAACCACGUCUGAAACACUAAAGCACAAGAUCAACCCAUCAGCGGGUGAAACCUUCCCACAAGCAGUGGAAGUCUUGCUGUAUACACCAGGGCAGCUGGAACCCACCGAAAAGCACGGAGACGCCCAUCCAAAAUUGUGGUGCGCUUUGAAUGGAGGGAAGGUUGUGGUCUUUGAUGCCUCAACGUGGUCUCUGCAGCAUUCUUUUAAAGUGGGGAACUCUAAACUGAAAUGUAUGAUCAUGGCAGAACAAAGUCAAGUUUGGAUCGGCUCUGCAGAUUCCGUCAUCUACUUGAUCAACACCUACAGCAUGUCUUGCAAUAAGCAACUGAAUGACCAUCGCCGUGAAAUUGUGGACAUUGUUGUGGAUACCAGAGAGAGUCUACCUAGCGAGGUGUAUUCCUGCAGUGUGGACGGCACCGUCAUUGCGUGGAACAUCAGCUCUCUGAAAGUGAACCGUCGGUUCCAGCUGCCCUUGGAAACGGUGACUUCGAUCCAGUUCUACAAGAAUCGGCUUUGGUGCUGUAUACAAGACUACAUUGCUGUGGUCAGCACAAACGGGCUGGUUCGCCAGAAGGUGAAACUGGAAAAUGUGCCCUUGGAACCCCUCACACCCCUGCUCUGUUUCCAGUUGUUUCCUGAGAGGGGCGAAGUCUGGGCUUCGUGGGCCGGCAGCUGUGAGCUGUUGAUCUGGAAUAUGGAGGAUUUUUCCACCCCCUUACAGAAGAUGAGCCUGCAAGACUGUUCAGAGAUCACCUGCAUGAUCAAAGUGAAAAACCAGGUACCCUGA
Notechis scutatus (mainland tiger snake) is the source of this 3691-nucleotide messenger RNA. The record is from RefSeq and is a predicted model, not a curated record. Lineage: Eukaryota; Metazoa; Chordata; Lepidosauria; Squamata; Elapidae.